GAACCAAGACCAGAACUCGGGCAAUAUGAGUAACGUUAAUAAUGUUAAUAUAAACCUGCAGUGCGAGUGCAACCAUCGCCGAACCAUUUUCUACUACGCCAAUCCCUUGGCCUGGGGACGUCCUUGCCGCAGAUGCCGUCGCAUGAUGGCUAGGGGAAAUAUUGUGGUGACCGUGCCAGCAGCACAGGUGGGUGUGCCAGCGCAGACCACCGCCACCGCCACAGUGAUGCCUGCCCAGAAUGCCACCCACUGGCAGAAUCAGCAGGGGCCUCAGACGAUGUCCGCCCUGCCGCCGAAGUACGAUCAGGUUGUGGCUGCCAACUGAGCAAAGACUGCUAUACCUUUUUCGCAUUUAUAAAGAAACACAAUAAAAACCAAGUAAGGAGCAUUGCAAAAUCUACGAAAUCUGACUGGAAGCUAUACAUAUUUUGUAAAUGUGUCAUAAAAAGAACAAAUUCUGUUAAACAAAUUAAGUUAAGUGCAUCGAAAUGUAUUAUUUACAUUAAAUAAACAGUGCCCGGUGCCUGAUGACUGUCUUGAA
Messenger RNA from Drosophila eugracilis, 541 nucleotides. RefSeq lists its product as uncharacterized. The record is from RefSeq and is a predicted model, not a curated record. Lineage: Eukaryota; Metazoa; Arthropoda; Insecta; Diptera; Drosophilidae. The transcript has a single exon. Bases 26 to 325 code for a protein of 99 amino acids.